Molecule: messenger RNA, 2795 nt
Organism: Cyprinodon variegatus (sheepshead minnow)
Lineage: Eukaryota; Metazoa; Chordata; Actinopteri; Cyprinodontiformes; Cyprinodontidae
Gene: nap1l4a
Product: nucleosome assembly protein 1-like 4
Exons: 15
Coding region: 101-1153 (350 amino acids)
Biological process (GO): nucleosome assembly
Cellular component (GO): chromatin; nucleus
Molecular function (GO): chromatin binding; histone binding
Source: RefSeq, a predicted model, not a curated record
ACUGAGCAGCGUGUGUUUGUUGCUCGUGGGGCUAGCAGCGCAGACGCGUGAGCGAGGUUACUAGCCUAGUUAGAGAGGAAGGUGCUCACCUUUUGUCAUCAUGGAUCCAGUUAAAGCUGCACGUAGAGGGGAACAAGCCAUCCCGAAUCCAGGUGGGCAGAUGGGCAAACCUGUUGUAUUCCCCUUCAUGGAAAGCAUGCUUCCUAAAGUAGUGAAGAGGAGGGUGCAUGCCUUAAAAAGACUACAGGAACAGUGCGCUCACAUUGAAGCAAAGUUCUACGAAGAGGUCCAUGAGCUAGAGAGAAAGUAUGCAACUCUAUAUCAGCCACUAUUUGACAAGAGAAGAGAGAUUGUCACGGGAGCUGUUGAACCCACAGAUGAGGAAUGUGAAUGGCCUACUGACGAGGAUGAAGAGGAGGAGCUUGCUGAGGAAGUAAAAGAGAAGGCUACAAUUGAAGAUGCAAAGAAGGAGGAAGCCAAGCCAGAGGAAGACCCAAAAGGCAUCCCUGACUUCUGGCUUACCAUUUUCAAGAGUGUGGACAUGCUGAGUGACAUGGUGCAGGAACACGAUGAACCUAUUCUCAAGCACCUGAGAGACAUUCAAGUAAAGUUUUCUGAACCAGGGCAGCCCAUGAGUUUUACAUUAGAGUUUCAUUUUGAGCCCAACGGCUAUUUCAACAAUGCAGUCCUUACUAAAGUCUACAAGAUGAAGUCAGAGCCUGAUGCCUCAGAUCCUUUCUCGUUUGAAGGCCCAGAGAUCAUUGACUGUGAAGGAUGUCAGAUAGAUUGGCACAAAGGAAAGGAUGUGACUGUGAAAACUAUAAAGAAGAAGCAGAAGCAUAAAGGUCGUGGCACUGUGCGCACUGUUACCAAACAGGUUCCCAAUGACUCCUUCUUCAACUUUUUUAAUCCUGUCAAAGCUUCGCCAGAUGGAGAAAUGGAUGAAGACUCUGAGUUCAAUCUAGCCACAGACUUUGAGAUCGGUCAUUUCUUCCGUGAGAGAAUAGUUCCCAGAGCAGUGCUGUAUUUCACCGGCGAGGCUUUAGAAGAUGAGAGUUUUGAAGAAGAGGAAAUGGAAGAGGGAGAUGAAGAGGAACAAGAUGAGGAGGGUGAUGAAGAUGAUGAAGAGGGAGAUACUGAUCCCAAGGCAUAAUCAAUCAUUCUCACUCCAUGCAUUUCUAGAAAGAACAGCCUCAACCUGCCGAAUGCAAGCAGCAGUAACCGUGAUAAGGGGAGGUGGAGACCUGUUCAUAAACUCGGUUCUCAGCCUGUCCAUUAGACCUCCUUCUCCUGCAGGCUCUACCCUUUUACAAACGCUCACUGGAACGCAAUAGAACCCAAAUCUGUGUUUUUACUAUGUGCAUGACUUCUUUUUCUACCGUCUUGCGCCAUCUCACCCUUUUAAUUUGGCAUUAUUUUACAUCACAACGGCAGUGGAUUCUGAAUUGAAUCUAUGUUAUUAUAGGUACAGUCAUUUUCCUGCAAAACUCAGAACAUGAUAUUGGAGGAAGAUAGAAAAGGAAUUGCUCACAACUUUACUUUUCAUGGAAAUAGGUCAACUACUCAGGGGUUUUUAAUGCCAUCAAGCAAGUUAAGUUUACCAGGAAACUGCUGAUUAAGAUGGACGUCAUCUAUCACUGGGGUUGGUUUUGGUUUUCUCUUUUUUGUUUUUUUUGUUAUGGUAUUAUUUCUUAAGACACAUAAUGUACCAUUUUUAAUUUCAUUUACUUGUUUAAAUGUUCAUUAUGUCAUUGGACUAUUUAUUUAGGUGUAAUGCAACUGGGUGGGAUGUUUCAUGCUGAGGGAAUGCUUUAAGGCACUAAAAGGCUUAUAAUUGGCUUAGAUCUCCAUUUAAGCUAAUUAAAAGUAUUUAUUUUCGAUUAGUACCAUGCUUCAUCUAUUUUUGAAAACAUUCUGCAGCAUUUAUAUACUUGGGCUGCUCCCUCUUGCCAAGGCUAGUUGGGUUCAACAGGCAUUUAAGUCGUGCGAUACUAAUCGGCACUGGAACAGACAUGUAUGGUCACACAUUUCUCUUGGCUGUUUAUCACAGCUACCCUGAAAUCCUCUUUGAACUGAAGCCAAUGUGGAAAUGUUUUACAAGAACACAUUUCUUCUUUAUAUUUGCCGAUUAUAGAUUGUUCCAUAUCCUAAACUUUAAUACCCUGUAUAGUGAAGACUUCCCUCAGACAUAAUGGAACAAAACAUAUAAUUGAAAGAACCUUUUAUAUGAGCUCUUUGAAAUUCUUUUAUGUAUCUAAUUCCUAACAAAUGUCAGAGUCACUGAUGGGAUUGUGCAGGAAGCUUUGUUCAAAUGUAAGUUCUGUUGCCAAGAAGCCAAAUGUAAAAAACAAAUGGUUUGCUAGUGAAAUUCUGUAAUCUAAGAACGACAUUUAAAGUUGUUAAACAUGUAUGAAUAUAAAUAUAUAUACAAAUUCUUCUGUUUAUAUCUGAUGGUUUGGUGGAAACAUUCAUGGAACAGGGUGCCAAUGUAUUUUCUCUUCUGCACAUGGAUUUUGGCUGUUUAUUUGGACAUGUUUGCCCGAUGACUGUUCAUUAAUAGUUGUGACAGCAUCCCCAAAUUCCUCCCCUUCUUUCUUUUUAAAAAGAACGAUUGUACAUCUCAUCGGAUGGUUCUCUUAAAGGCCGCGGUUCACCUCCUCAAAUGUACUCCCAUCAAACCGUGUGCUAGCAAUGGCCUUAACUGGUUCUUAUUCACAAUUUGUUACUUGCGCAAUGUUUCUUUUCAAUUUGUACAGAGUUAGUUAAAAUAUUCUAUUAAAGUUGUGCGACAUGGA